ACUUACGUGAAGGAAAUAUUCUGGUUAGUCGACUUGAAGAUAACGAUUUUGAUGUGAAAUUGAUCGAUUUUGAAUGGUCUGGGAAGGCUGGUUCUGCGUGUUAUUCUCACUUUAUGAAUCAUAAAAACAUUCAAUGGCCAGAUGGAGCGGAAGAUGGGAAACUAGUUACAAAAAACCAUGACCUUUUUAUGUUGGAGCAGACUUUUCGGAAAACAAAUUUGUUAUAA
Molecule: messenger RNA, 227 nt
Organism: Ambispora gerdemannii
Lineage: Eukaryota; Fungi; Glomeromycota; Glomeromycetes; Archaeosporales; Ambisporaceae
Source: the annotation of a GenBank genome assembly